Plectropomus leopardus (leopard coralgrouper) is the source of this 3600-nucleotide messenger RNA. It is a transcript of the gene zbtb33, whose product is annotated as zinc finger and BTB domain containing 33. NCBI's taxonomy places the organism in Eukaryota, Metazoa, Chordata, Actinopteri, Perciformes, Serranidae. Gene Ontology annotation, molecular function: RNA polymerase II cis-regulatory region sequence-specific DNA binding; DNA-binding transcription factor activity, RNA polymerase II-specific; protein binding. Gene Ontology annotation, biological process: regulation of transcription by RNA polymerase II. The record is from RefSeq and is a predicted model, not a curated record.
GGGAAGCUGUCUGUUGUUAGCCAUUGUCUGUAACGUUAGCCAGUUAACACUCACUACAGCCAGCGGUGGCGGUCCUGCUUAGUCUUGGCAGUAAACAUCAGGGUCGCAGCCAUGCCAAGUCUAAAGCUGAUAUCUGCGACUGACACACAGUAUUCAGCGGCUGUGCUCAAGUCUAUGAAUGAGCAGCGAAAUCAUGGAUUAUUCUGUGAUGUCACCAUCAUCAUACAGGACAAGAAAUUCAGAGCUCACAAAACAAUCCUGUCUGCCUCGAGUACAUAUUUCCACCAGCUCUUCAGUGUCGCUGGACAAGUAAUCGAGUUAAACUUCAUCAGAGCUGAAAUCUUUGAGGAGAUUCUCAACUACAUUUACACCUCUAAGAUUGUCCGUGUUCGGUCCGAUAUGCUUGAGGAGCUCAUCAACGCCGGACAGAUCCUGGGAGUCAAGUUCAUUGCAAACCUGGGGUCACCGUUAUCACAAGUCAAGGGUCUGCCUGGUCUGUCCAAGGAGACAGAAAGCAAAACAGAGAUGAUGCCCAUUAUCACAGAGUCUUUCUCCAUAUCUGCAGAGGAAUUCAAUCAGACCAGCAGGCCUGGAGGGAACGACGAGGACUCGGACAGUGAUGUUAUGUUUGUUUCACAAACAGAUGCUCAAACCAGAGCAGCCGAUCAGAAAGCCUCCGGUGAGGUUAUCGAUUUGGAUACAGCUGAUACAGAAAGUGCAGCCACAACACCGAAUGAAGAAUCAAAUCACGCAGCUUCAAAACCGAAUGAGAAAGCCAAACCCCCCAUUAAAUCAACUGCUGUAAAGCCUCCGAGCAUCACCUGUCCAAACCCCACUUUACCCAACAGCAGCCCCCUGCACAGCCCAGACAGCAGCUCCAAUAACUCGUCUUCUCCUGCCAGAGUUUCCUCAGGAAGUGCUCCCACAACGCCAGCCAGGUCAAGCAGUCUCACCCCCGAGCCCUCGAGUGCCUCUCAGUCCUCUGAAAGCAAUGAUAUAAUGGGAGUCCACAAGAAGCAAGUGUCUGCAUCAUCUCAGCAGGGGGAUUUAAAAUUAAGGAUUUUAGAUGUAGAUGACAGCCAGAAAAAUCAAACCAACAGUCCCAAAUCAAUUAUAGCAGCAAAAAAGACAGUGACGCUCAAUACAGCCACAGAGAUUGAUUCAAUUUCAUCAGGCUGUAAAGUAUACGCCAAUAUUGGAGAAGAUACUUAUGACAUUGUCCCAGUGAAGGAAGAUCCAGGCGAAGGAGGCUCUAAAGCCAGUAAGGGGAAGAGAUCGUUAAUGGCAACGCCAUUGAAGCCUUUUGAUAAAUCAUCCGGGUCACAGAAGACCAGCCCGAACAAGAAGAGGGCCAAAACAGAGCUCGAGGAUCAUUACGAGCUUAUCAUGGAUGGUAAGACUUUCUAUGUGUGCAUUGUCUGCAAGCGCCCCUACGUGUGUUUGACUAGUCUCCGCCGUCACUUCAACACCCACUCGUGGGAAAAGAAAUACCCGUGUCGCUACUGUAACAAGGUGUUUGCACUAGCCGAGUACAGAACUAAGCAUGAAAUCCACCACACAGGAGAGAGGAGGUACCAGUGCUUGCUGUGCAAUGACAUGUUCAUAAACUACCAGCUACUGUCCACUCACUGCAAGCAAGUCCACAACCAGGACCCCAGCGGGAGGAAAGAGAAGGACGAAACGGACAACAACUUAUACCGACUCCUGCCAUGUAAAACAGUGCAGAUGAGGCCGUACUCGUGGAGCACUGAUGGGCAAGGAGUCCCCGUCAUAUCGGAGGAUGGCAGCGUGCAUCACAUAACCAGCGUCAGCGAAGACGUCCACUCCUCCACCCAGAGCAGGAUGUUAAACUGGGACGACAUCUUUAUCGAGCCUGAUGCUCACAUGCCAUCUGAGGCUCACCGCCGACCGGGGUCGGCCAUGAACAGUCCUCCGCAGGGAGCCACAGAGUUUGACUUUGUUAUACCAGAGACCUACUGAGCAGCACUCGUUGCUCUAUUAUCUGUGCCUUUUAGGUGCCCCCCAACCCCCCGCCCUUUUUUCCUCUUUGGUUUCAUGUCAACAGUGUUCUAUAAUUCUCAAUAGUGUCAGCCUAAGGUACGGUCACAUUAGCCUCUCUGUUUAAUGAAAUUCAUGGUGUAAUAUUGUACUAGACAUGGUGAUGAUGCACGCUAAGAUUGUGUCAGGAGAGUGUUUGAAUUUGUCAGUCGUGCCGUCUUCAGUUGAAGUGGGAGGGAGUCAGCUAAGUGUUACAGGAUGGAAGAAUAAUGUGACCCUACCUUUGCUCAUGUUACUCUGCUUGUCUAAUAGCCUUGAUCUUUUUUAUCAUUGGACUAAAUGAUAGUCACAUUAGUACAAAUACAUAGAAGUGUUUCACACACAGUAAGGUAAAUAUCUAGUUCAUAUGAAUCAUGCAAAAAUGUAAAACUUUGCCCCCCCCAAAAAAUAGGGCAGAGUUUGAGACAUAAUUCAAAAGCUAUAAUAAAAUCAUGCGUUAUCAGCCAGAACAUCUUGGUUACACGAUCUGAAGCACAAAGCAUCAAAAUGAGACAUUUAGCUGGUGCUCUCUUGUUGUCGGUUACAGACAUUAAGCAGCCUGCUGGGCUCCAUUUCAUCAAAUGUAAAUGGAGUUUACAGAUUUGACAAUGUGAAACCUCAACUGAUGAUCUUGUGGGUAACCAGGUGUCGUUCUGUUUCACAGGAGGCAUUUUGUGCUAUCAAUUUAUUUGUGUAAAAAUAAGAUGUGACCUAUAAUAAAAUUCAGUUGCUGAAAUUUGAAUUUUGUCAUUACCAGAUGCAUCAAUCAUGAGUUUCAGCCUGUUUUUGAAGAUCAGAUGGAAAGGUUUCCUGAGGACUUAUCAGUCUUAACUCCCAGUUAUGGCUACAUUGACUUCUGUACAAGAUAAUGUUAAAGGAAGAUAAGCAAUGGUAAUUUAAUUUUUCAAUCGUUGGAAAAACAAUUAUGGUUUCCCCCCCUCAUUAAACACCUUUUUUGUUUUUGAUACACCUGCUCAUUAUUUUAUUUUUAAUGCUUGCAAUGUUCCCUAAAUGCCAUUUUAAUGCAAAAUCUGCUGGCUACAUAGAGUAGGCAAGAGAUUUUGCGUACAAAUGUGAUGUUAAGAGACGAAAAUUGAGGAUUAUUUCAGUCCGUACAUAUAGCACUUAGUGUUGGAAAAUGCAGAAGAUUUUUUUGUAAUAUUUUUACUUUUUCACUUGUUUUACUUUUUACAUUGUGUUGAAAUGUAGUGAUUGGUCAGUAUGCAUAAAAGUAGUGCUAACAUGGGGAUCUCUACUUAAUGUCAUUCAAUAAAUGCAGGAUUUGUUUUAAAUAACAGUUUAACAUAGGUGUUUGAUGUACAGUACAUUGUGUUAAUCCUGCUUUUUUUUUCUUUUUCAACUGUAUCAGAUGUAUUUAUUAGGUUUAUAGCGGUAGACAAAAUCAAAUAGUUAUCAAAUACUCGGUUCUGUUGGCAAUGUACAAAAUGUCCCUCUCUGUCAAUUUGCAAAGAGGAUAUCCUGAUGGUAAAUAAAUUAUUCUUUUACUAUUUUAACUUAACUGUGUUGCACUACCAGCAUAUAAACAUCUGCUAUUUUAUCUAU